Rhinichthys klamathensis goyatoka is the source of this 3258-nucleotide messenger RNA. RefSeq lists its product as uncharacterized. The transcript has 5 exons. Gene Ontology annotation, cellular component: cytoplasm. The record is from RefSeq and is a predicted model, not a curated record. Gene Ontology annotation, biological process: negative regulation of MAPK cascade; protein dephosphorylation. Bases 61 to 1278 code for a protein of 405 amino acids. NCBI's taxonomy places the organism in Eukaryota, Metazoa, Chordata, Actinopteri, Cypriniformes, Leuciscidae. Gene Ontology annotation, molecular function: protein tyrosine/threonine phosphatase activity; MAP kinase tyrosine/serine/threonine phosphatase activity.
UGUCCACGUGAGCUUCAUUCAGCUGAGCGCUGCAAAGAUGAAUGGCUGGGGGGGUGGAAGAUGGAAACGUUGGAAAAAUGGAGCAGAGACAUCAUGGCACCUCAUCAGCUGGAUAAGAAAUAUCAUUCCAAACAAAAUGGCAUGAUUGCAAAAAAUCUACUGAACUCUCUCAAGAUUCGCAAUCGUUUGCAGCUACAGCCCAUUUCUCGUUCAGCAUGUGCCACUGGCUCCUGUCCAGACCUGAUGAAUAGGAACGAGCAGCCCGACUCCCGGCCGCUAGCCAUGGCCUUGACGCCCCAGCUACCGCCCAGGACCCAUCGGCCCCUGUGUCUCUCAGUGUCCUCCGACAGCAAUGGGCGCUUUAAAGCUCUGGAGACCCAGGAAUGGAAGAACAACCUCAAAGCUCAGAUGGAGCAGGCCCAUAGUGCCGGAGCAGCCAGCAGCACAGGCUCCCUGGAAAGAGCGUCUCUCUUUUGCGCUUCUGGCUCCACCACCACUGGCUCUGGCCUCUCCAGUCCGGUGGAGCACCUCACCAAGAGCAAGUCCUCUAGUCGCUUUUCACUCUUCUCCCCUCCUUGGAACAGCAGCUCUGAGUCUGACUCUAACCCCCCUUCCCGCUCUGGAUCCAAGAAAAUGCGCAACUACAGUCGCAGAGCAGUUCCCGGCAGUGCCAAGACGGGCCCAGAGACUCCAGAACCCAAGCAGAGCGUCUCUGAACACUUCCAGUACUCGGAUCCGGUUAUAUCCAAGGUUACAGACUACAUUUACGUGGGCAACCUGAACGCGGCUUAUAGCGGACGUACGUUGUGCCGAAAUAACAUCGAUAGCAUCAUCGACAUGAGCAGCCUACCUGGGGAGACUUGUUUGAGAGUCAUUCCUUGCACUUGUUCAAGGGGUGUCAAGCAUAGUUGGUCUCGGCUCAAAGUGGACAUGAGCGACCUCCCGGACACCGUCCAAGAAGGCCUCGCCCUCAAGCACCGCUGCUUCGAGGACAUCAAUGAGUGCAUUGAUGCCUCCACGGAGAAGAGGAAGCGAGUGUUGGUCCAUUGUCGUGAUGGUAUUUCCCUUGCCCCCACUUGCAUUAUUCAGUACCUCAUGGUCAAGCAAAAUAUGAGGCUUAUUGCCGCCUAUGAGCUGCUCAGAGCCAAACACCCCAUCAACAUUCGCGAGUCCCAUCAGAACGUUCUGGUAAGUCUCGAAAGAGCACUGCGACCGGGCGGGAACACGGACCCAGAGUGCUUUAAACAGGCCAUCUCCCGCAAAGUGGCUUGGACCUGAUAGAGAACCUUGGGGAACCUCAGUUUUAUUUGAACUUUUUGUAGUUUGUGCUUUUACUUUGUACAUUAUUUCCUCUGUUAACAGUGAAAGGCAGCUUUUGGUGUGUUAACUGAGCUGGAUGUCAUGGUGUGAGUGCUAACUGUGAAAAUUACUUAAGUUGUUCAGUGGCCAUUUUAGAGAAAAUUUGAGUCAUUCGUUUUACAAACACGCUUUGUGCAGCUGCUAAACAAUGGGAUUUGUUUGGGAAUAUAUCUCUUAUUUAUUUUUCUUCACAUGGGUACAUAGCCAUGCUGUGCAGGUUUAUGCUGAGGAAGACAUUUAGUGGGAACUCAGGAGAUGAAACGAUGUCCUAUAUGACUGCAAACGCCACUACUGAGGCUGAAACGUCAAACUGGAGUACUAUCAACUACACAUCUCAAACACUUUCUUAACAGAUUGAGGACUAAACAUGAUUAGUCAUCGUAUCUGGCAGUAAAAAGCACAACCUUUGUUAGCCUCCUAAUUCAUUUGAAAAUUGGUUGAUAUUUCUCUACGUUUAUCCAGGGUUGAAAGAUACACAGUAAGAGUAGUCCUCUAUGAGGAGUCAUUUCAUUUACUAAGCUUCUUUUAUUAAAUGUGUAAUUUUCAACGUUUGAUCAAAUACUAAUUUCAGUGCUUGGAUAAAAAUGUGAAUUUUGCGAUUAUGUAAUUGAAUCUGGCCCACUUUGUACCUUUUAUGGAGUCUUGGUAUUUGGAAAGUGAAUUGAAGUGAGUUGUGGAGCAAUGCUCAGUUGCAAAGGCUUGAUAUUGCACUAACCACAAGGAAAUGCACAAGUUUGCUGACACAUGGCUUAGUUUGAUUUAAUGUUACGCAGUGAAUAUAGAUCAAAAAUAUUUUUAUGAUAACGUUUAUGCUUCUCUAUAAUGAUUGUUGUUCAUGGUUUCUAUUGAAUUAUUAUUUUGCCAUUUAGAAAAAUGCAACAACCCUAGCACAUGUAUGUCACAGAAGACACCUUGGACAUUUCAUUUAGAGAAUAAGAUUAUUUUAUGUUCCCUGAUAUAAAUUAAACCCAAUUUAAAUUGAAAGGGAACAUUCCAAUGCAACAAAUAUCUUGAUUUUGUUUUGUUGAUUAGAAUGGAAGCAAUCUAGGUUUUCGCAUUGUGUGGCCGCUUGCUUCCAGUGCAGACUGGAAAGUUUUUGCAACAUUUAUGGUUUCAAAUGUAAGUGAAUCUGCUGGGUAUUAAAAAAAAAAAAAAAAAAAAAAAACGUUUUUGUGAUAUCUGUACACAAAUGUGUGUAAUGUGUCUUGAUGACAUACAUCUGCUUCCUGGGAAAACAGCUCUCAAAUAUAUGACAUGGCUUAUGCUUGUCAGCAGUGAUUAUUAUAUUUUGAUAUUUAGUGCGCAAUUUGGUGAAGAAAGAGCCUCCUGAGUUUUGGUGCCUUUUGUUUGAACUUGUCCCAGUGUGAUUAUUGUGACAUUCACACGCGCACACUGUAUGCACUCAUCAGGCAUAGACAAAUAUGCUGUCUUUAUGCUUUGAAAUGUUCAGGAAAUGCUCCAUGUCGGUGUAAUUUUGUGAUGUAUGGCAGAGAUCAGUUCCAUCUGAAUAAGCUGUUGUAAAGUUUUCAUAGCAGUGCUCACAGUGAAUAGUGUCUGUACUUCAAUCAGUCUGGUGGUGACGUCAAUCAGUGUGUUCAUUACCUUCUUCUACGGGCCAGCAAUUAGCUUCUAACAUUAGCAAAGCUGUAUUUAGAUUCAAAUGGAACUGUUGCUUUAUUCUUAUUCAUUAGCCUAUUUAAAUAUUUUUUCUUUUGGAUGGCUGAUCUCACCCUGUAUAAAGGUCUAACAAUAUGAAUUCUCAGGUUAACUUUAUUGGCCUAGAAGACAUUCUCAAUGCGUUAGAAACCAGAAUAAUGUGAGGCAAUGUAUUUUCUGUAUCACGUUUUUGAAGAAAAUGCAUUUGUACUUGUUAAUAUUAAAGAGAAUCUAAUGCACUGA